Paramecium octaurelia is the source of this 246-nucleotide messenger RNA. NCBI's taxonomy places the organism in Eukaryota, Ciliophora, Oligohymenophorea, Peniculida, Parameciidae. The record is from the annotation of a GenBank genome assembly.
AUGAAUUUCGAUAUCUAACAAAAUGAUUCGCCCAACUCCAAUUAAGAUGAAUGUGCAAAUAUGGAUUCAGAUUUACAGGAUAAAACCUAAACUCAAGUGGAAAAUGACUAUUUCCUGAAUAAGAUUGAAACUCAUAAGUUUGUGGUUGGUAUAUCCAAACCUGGGGAUUUGAGAAUAGGUCUAUAAACAGUAAAUAAAAGCAAAAUCACUGUCAGAGGAAUUCUAGGGAUACAAGAAAAAUAAUGA